GAGAACGUGUCCAGAAGACUUCAGUAAAAAAUGCUUUUCUACAUAUUACUCUUUCUUGGCAUCAUCUCUCUGUGGUGGCAUUGGAGGGCAAGAGACAGGAAGCAGGUUACAAAUCUCACUGGAAAAUAUAUAUUCAUCACUGGAUGUGACACAGGAUUUGGAAAUAUGGCAGCAAAGAUUUUUGAUAAAAAGGGAUUCCGUGUUUUUGCCAGCUGUCUGACUGAAACAGGAGCCAAAGAGUUAAAAGCUGUGACCUCAAAGCAGCUUCAGACAGUGCUGCUAGAUGUGAGAGAUUCAGACAGAGUUAAGAAAGUGGCUGCAUGGGUCAAAGCUGAAGUUCAGUCAGAAGGUCUCUGGGGACUUGUCAAUAAUGCUGGGAUUAUGGGACCAAUAGCUCCUACAGACUGGUUGGAUAUUGAGCACUUUAGAGAACCAAUUGAAGUUAAUUUAAUUGGACUCAUAAAUGUUACAAUAAACAUGCUUCCCUUGGUAAAAAAAGCAAAGGGAAGGAUAGUAAAUGUAUCCAGUGUUGGAGGUCGCCUAGCAUUCAGCAGUGGAGGCUAUUUUCCUUCAAAGUUUGGGCUAGAAGGAUUUAAUGACAGCUUAAGGAGAGAUAUGAAAGCUUUUGGAGUUAAGGUUUGUUGCAUUCAACCUGGACUGUUCAAAACACCAUUAUCCAAUCCAGCAAAGAUUAUGAAAGAGAAGGAGGUUAUUUGGAGUAAGCUUCCUUCUGACAUUAAAAUGCAAUAUGGAAAGGAGUAUUUUCAGAAAGAUGCAGCAAAGAAACAAAAGCUGUCCAAGAUCUGUCUUAACGAGGACAUUUCACCGGUUGUUCAGUGCAUGGAGCAUGCCCUAACAGGCCUCCAUCCACAUGCCCAUUACAUUGUCGGGCAGGAUGCUAAGUUGUUUUGGAAUCCGCUCUCAAGAAUGCCAGCAGUUAUACAAGAUUUCCUACUGCUGUGGAACAGAGUAGAGCUUGCAGUUUCCCACACAAAGUAA
This is a messenger RNA of Cariama cristata (Red-legged seriema), 999 nucleotides long. RefSeq names its product dehydrogenase/reductase (SDR family) member 9 (gene DHRS9). The transcript has 4 exons. The coding region runs from base 31 to 999 and encodes 322 amino acids. NCBI's taxonomy places the organism in Eukaryota, Metazoa, Chordata, Aves, Cariamiformes, Cariamidae. The record is from RefSeq and is a predicted model, not a curated record.